AUGAGUUCCGUCGAGUGCUAUCCGUCACGCGGGGACGAUGUCGCCGUCGUGUCGCUGGAUUCUCUCCCGUUAGGGUUCCGAUUCCGACCUACCGAUGAGGAACUCAUCGAUUACUACCUGCGGCAGAAGAUUAACGGUAAUGGUGCCGAGGUUUGGGUUAUCCGAGAAAUUGAUGUAUGCAAAUGGGAGCCGUGGGACAUGCCUGAUUUGUCGGUGAUACGGAACAAGGAUCCGGAAUGGUUCUUCUUCUGUCCACAGGACAGAAAGUAUCCAAAUGGGCAUCGAUUGAACAGAGCAACGAGUCAUGGGUAUUGGAAGGCAACGGGGAAGGAUCGUAAAAUAAAGUCUGGAAUGAGUUUGAUUGGAAUGAAGAAAACUUUGGUGUUCUACACUGGUCGUGCACCCAAAGGGAAGAGGACCAAUUGGGUUAUGCACGAGUAUCGCCCCACCUUGAAGGAGCUUGAUGGCACCAAUCCUGGACAGAAUCCAUAUGUCCUUUGUCGCUUGUUCAAGAAACAAGAUGAGAGCCUUGAAGUUUCGCACUGUGACGAGGCAGAACAAACUGCUUCAACUCCAAUUGCUGCCAAUUACUCUACAGAGGAAAUAGUUUCUGGUCUUGCUGUUGCUGCAGUGUCCCCAUCACUGGUUACAGAGGACGCAAAGGAUCAGGUAAUUGUCCCUGCGCACUCUGAGGAAGAAAUAUCUAACGUUAUAACUCCGGUUGAUUGCCGUAGUGAUGGAUAUGAUGCUUCUGAUGCACAAAAUCAAUAUGUGGCACCAUCAGCAGAGGAGUUUCAGCCAUCGAACUUUGAUAUAUUUUAUGACCCAAAAAACGAGCUAUUGGAUGACAAAUUAUUCUCUCCUGUACUUGCACAUAUUCAACCAGAAAUUCAUUAUCAACCAAACAGUGAAUCAGAUGGUCGAUUCGGGCUUCAAUAUGGUACUAAUGAGACAAACAUUACAGACUUUCUGAAUUCUGUUGUUAACUGGGACCAACUACCCUACGAGGAGUCCAAUUGUCAACAGUGGAGCUACCCCUCAUUCAAUGUUCAGAAUAACGUAUUAGGCAGCGACAUAGGUGCUGAACUUGCCAAUAUGACAUAUAUGCAAGCUGAUUACGCUGAGGAGGCAAACGACAGAAAGAUUCCUUUGGUGAUUACACCAGAAUUUUGCAGCACCACUGGCAUCCCCAUUGAGCAUGGUAGUGAUGAGCAAAAGAUCAAUGUUGAGUUCUUUCAAAACAAUUCCUUAACUGAUGUUAAUAUGGGCCAAGUAUACAAUGUAUUUAAUGCUUAUCAGCAAGAAAGCAUCUUUAAUACAGUUCCUAGUGGGGAUACUGGAAUCUUAAGGAGGACUCGAGUGGUACAAAAUGAACAACUAAGUGCAAACUCAACACAAGGUACAGCACAAAGGAGAAUUCGUUUGCAGCAGAAGGCACAGAAUGAACUCUCAAAUAAAAUGGUGAAAAAUAGAAGUUGUGUACAAGUGCCUAAUUCAAAACAAAUCACUGCUGUGGAGAAGAAAGCUUCACAAAAGCAUGCUUCUGAUGAAAGUGCUACUCUGACUGAUGAUGGUAAUGAACAGAAGAAGAAGACACCUGAGUCAAAUUGCAAUAGAAAGAUUUCCCGACAAGUUACAAAAGCAAGUUCCACCUUGGGGUUAAAAGAUUUUUUAUUACUCAGAAGGGUGCCACACAUUUCAAAGGCUACCUCCAAUCGUGCCAAGUGCUCUUCUGUUUUUGUAGUUUCAGCCUUUGUAAUAGUCUCAUUAGUGGUCUUCACUGACAUCUGCGGAUAUCUUAAAUUCUAA
Sphenostylis stenocarpa is the source of this 1809-nucleotide messenger RNA. The record is from the annotation of a GenBank genome assembly. Lineage: Eukaryota; Viridiplantae; Streptophyta; Magnoliopsida; Fabales; Fabaceae.